This is a messenger RNA of Rhipicephalus microplus (southern cattle tick), 1242 nucleotides long. RefSeq lists its product as uncharacterized. Lineage: Eukaryota; Metazoa; Arthropoda; Arachnida; Ixodida; Ixodidae. The record is from RefSeq and is a predicted model, not a curated record.
AUGCGUGUAUGCCACAAAUCGGCGGAGGUUGAUUGCAACCUAAUCGUCUUGGACUGCGAAGGUCCUCUCCUGUGCGGUCGUGAUUUGCUGCAGAAACUACAAGAGCAGGGCGCAGCAGUACUCCACGUAGCUGCACCACCACUCGGGGCGAGCCCGGAGUCUCCGCCCACGCCUGCUGUGUUGGACCGCUACUCCGACCUGUGCACGGAUGGCGUAGGACUCAUGAAAAGCCCACCGGGGCGCCUUCACAUCAAGCCUGGAGUGACGCCAAAGUUCUUCAAGGCAAGAAAGGUACCCUACGCUCUGUUGGAUAAAGUUUCAGAGGCAUUAGAUCGACUCGUGGCAGCUGGCAUUAUAUCACCAGUGACGCACUCGGAAUGGGCUACACCCAUUGUUCCAGUCUUAAAGAAAGACGGCACAGUUCGCAUUUGCGGUGACUUCAAGGUUACUUUGAACUUAGUAUGCGAGCUGGAACAAUACCCGCUGCCUCUUAUCGAGGAUAUUUUUGCGCAAUUAGGUGUGGGGGAGCGGUUCAGCAUUUUGGAUUUGCGCGACGCCUACAACCAGAUCCCGCUAGACGAAGAGUCUCGCAAAUUGGCCGUGAUAAACACCCACAAGGGCCUCUUUUGCUUCAACCGCCUCCCGUUUGGGAUUGCUUCGGCACCGGCGAUAUUUCAAAGGCGAAUUGAAUCAAUCCUACAGGGCUUGCCUGGGGUGCAAGCGUACCUAGAUGACGUGUUGAUAGCGGAAGAGGGUGACAGCGAAAACCGCAAUCUGAUGGCUGUGCUCGAGCGCUUCCGUGAACAUGGCAUUAAGCUUCGUGCUGAUAAGUGCCGCGUUAGCGAGCCCUCUGUUACAUAUCUAGGUCACCGUAUUGACGCGAACGGACUGCAUCCCAUGGAAAAGAACGUGGAUGCUAUCAGGCUAGCCCCCUCUCCACAGAACGUCUGCGAGCUACGCUCAUUUCUGGGCAUGGUAACCUUUUAUAACAAGUUUAUGCCCGACUUGUCUACCAUUCUAGCGCCGUUGUACAAACUGCUGAAAAAGGGCGCUAAGUGGACGUGGAGCACCAACGAAAAGAAAGCCUUUGUCCAGGUGAAAAAUGCGUUGUGCGCGGCACCCAUACUCACUCAUUUUGAUCCGAACCGUGAGCUCUUCUUAGAGUGUGAUGCGUCCCCAUACGGAGUUGGUGCUGCACAUUUUCAUCACACCGAAGGCGAGAAGCGACCCGUAGGCUUUUGA